Molecule: messenger RNA, 1083 nt
Organism: Torulaspora delbrueckii
Lineage: Eukaryota; Fungi; Ascomycota; Saccharomycetes; Saccharomycetales; Saccharomycetaceae
Gene: FBA1
Product: fructose-bisphosphate aldolase FBA1
Exons: 1
Coding region: 1-1083 (360 amino acids)
Biological process (GO): glycolytic process; gluconeogenesis
Cellular component (GO): cytosol
Molecular function (GO): zinc ion binding; fructose-bisphosphate aldolase activity
Source: RefSeq, a predicted model, not a curated record
AUGGGUGUCCAAGAAGUUCUAAAGAGAAAGACCGGUGUCAUUGUCGGUGACGAUGUCCGUGCCUUGUUCAACUACGCCAAGGAACACAAGUUCGCCAUCCCAGCCAUCAACGUCACCUCUUCCUCCGUCGUUGUCUCUGCUUUGGAAGCUGCCCGUGACAACAAGUCCCCAAUCAUCCUACAAACCUCCAACGGUGGUGCUGCUUACUUCGCCGGUAAGGGUGUCUCCAACGAAGGCCAAAACGCCUCCAUCAGAGGUGCCAUCGCUGCUGCCCACUACAUCAGAUCCAUCGCCCCAGCUUACGGUAUCCCAGUCGUCCUACACUCCGACCACUGUGCCCAAAAGUUGUUGCCAUGGUACGACGGUAUGCUAGAAGCCGACGAAGCCUACUACAAGGAACACGGUGAGCCUCUAUUCUCCUCCCACAUGUUGGAUCUUUCCGAAGAAACCGACGAGGAAAACAUCGCUACCUGUGUCAAGUACUUCAAGAGAAUGGCCGCCAUGGACCAAUGGUUGGAAAUGGAAAUCGGUAUCACCGGUGGUGAAGAAGAUGGUGUCAACAACGAAGGUGCCCACGAGGACUCCUUGUACACCAAGCCAGAACAAGUCUUCGCUGUCUACAAGGCCCUACACCCAAUCUCUCCAAACUUCUCUAUCGCCGCCGCAUUUGGAAAUGUACACGGAGUGUACAAACCAGGUAACGUCAAGUUGAGACCUGAAAUCUUGGGUGACCACCAAAAAUUCGCUGUCAAGCAAACUGGUGCCAAGGAGGACAAGCCAUUGUUCUUGGUCUUCCACGGUGGUUCCGGUUCCUCUGUUGAGGACUUCCGUACCGGUAUUGACAACGGUGUUGUCAAGGUCAACUUGGACACUGACUGUCAAUACGCCUACUUGGAAGGUAUCAGAGACUACGUCUUGAACAAGAAGGACUACUUGAUGAGCAUGGUCGGUAACCCAACCGGUGCUGACUCUCCAAACAAGAAGUACUUCGACCCAAGAGUCUGGGUUAGAGAGGGUGAGAAGACCAUGUCCAAGAGAGUUGCCAAGGCUUUGGAUGAUUUCAGAACUGCCGGUCAACUAUAA